CUCUCACUCUCUCCAACUCUCACUCAUUCGCCCUGAACUCUUUUCUCCAGCAGCAACAGCGGCAACAUCCACAGCAAGCCAUCCGUCGUUCGCCCAUGUCGCGCGAGAGACAAGGAGGGCAUGCCGGAGUGGCACGCCGCUGCGAGUUACGAGAGACAAGAAGGGCAUGUCGGAGUGGCACGCCGCUGCGAGUUACGAGAGACAAGAAGGGCAUGUCUGAGUGGCACGCCGCUGCGAGUUACGAGAGACAAGAGGGGCAUGUCGGAGUGGCACGCCGCUGCGAGUUACGAGAGACAAGAGGGGCAUGUCGGAGUGGCACGCCGCUGCGAGUUACGAGAGACAAGAAGGACAUGUCGGAGUGGCACGCCGCUGCGAGUUACGAGAGACAAGAAGGACAUGUCGGAGUGGCACGCCGCUGCGAGUUACGAGAGACAAGAAGGGACAUGUCGGAGUGGCACGCCGCUGCGAGUUACGAGAGACAAGAGGGGCAUGUCGGAGUGGCACGCCGCUGCGAGUUACGAGAGACAAGAGGGGCAUGUCGGAGUGGCACGCCGCUGCGAGUUACGAGAGACAAGAGGGGCAUGUCGGAGUGGCAUGUCUGAGUGGCACGCCGCUGCGAGUUACGAGAGACAAGAAGGGACAUGUCGGAGGGGCAUGUCGGAGUGGCACGCCGCGACGAGUUACGCACGGCGCGAUGGGGGAUGGAGCGACCUCCGCUGGACCGUGCCCUUUCACCCUGCUGAGCGGACGCGCGUUCGCCUGUCCCGGCCCCAUCAUCCACCACCCCACCCCUAAAUCGCACUCCUUGCAGCGCUUCGCAUCGGUAUAAGAAGUUAAAAUAGCCUCGGGUCGUCGUCGUCGUCCCCCCCCCGUUCUCAGUCGUUACGAGUGUCAGCAGCGAGGCCCCCCACGGUGUCAAGGCGAGUAGUUGGCGGCACCCCCCUUUCGAGGGCGCUGCGUUUUGCGCUUUCAAGAUGAUCGAGGCGCUGGCACGCGCCGCUGUGCUAGCAGCGAGAGUGCUCAGGCCGGGGCGAACUCAUCGUCACAUCAGGUGUGGGAAUGUAAGGAGCCUGCACAUUUCAAGAACUUGCUCAAGAAGCUGUCGGGAUAAUUUUUCCGACAAGGGAAAAGUGACCAGCGAUGGAAUAUGUAUGAAGGCGGUCGCUGUGCAGAAAGCGCAGCAGCUCAACCUCCGAUCGGAGGUACCGCCCGAGAUGCGACGCUGGGCGUACGAGUGCUGCCGGGAAUAUCUCGCUGGGACGUGGAAACACAUCAGCGAGGAGGACUUCAUCAUCAGCGUUGUCACUGGUGGACUGAGUAACCUGCUGUACACGUGCAUGCUGCGUUCUGAUGUGCCAAGCAUGGGAGGGGAACCACGGCAAGUCCUCCUGCGCAUGUACGGAGCCAUUCUGCAGGUGCAGGAUCCUCGCUCGCUUGUGUUGGAGAGUGUAAUGUUUGCCACGUUGGCCGAAAGGAAGCUGGGACCUGCACUGUACGGGGUCUUUCCAGAGGGCCGGUUGGAAGAGUUCAUACCGAGUAAGCGACUCAGCUGCAUGGACCUGAAGGACCCAGAAUUAUCAGCACUGAUUGCGUGCAAGAUGGCACAGUUCCAUUCUAUGAAAGUGCCCCUCAACAAGGAGCCCAAGUGGCUUUAUGACAGCAUAGAAAGGUACCUCAAUCAGGUUAUGAAAUUGGAUUUCUCGGAGAGCUCCAAAAAGAUUAAAUAUGACGACCUACUUGCCUGUGACUUGCCAAAUGAGCUACAAAGAUUAAGAGAUAUUCUCAACGCGACACCAUCCCCAGUUGUGUUUUGCCACAAUGACUGUCAGGAAGGAAAUAUUCUGCUCCUGGAUGAAAGCUCUGAGAAAAGCAAGAAGCUUAUGCUCAUCGACUUUGAAUACUGCAGCUAUAACUACAGGGGAUUCGACAUUGGGAACCACUUCUGUGAGUGGAUAUAUGAUUACGCCUGUGACACUUGGCCCUAUUUCCAUUCAGAUGCGAAGCGAUACCCAACUCUUGAUCAGCAGACUAAUUUCCUAAGGAACUACAUCAUGGAGUACCAGGGGAGAGAACACAACAUUUCUGCAGCGCAAUCUGACAAGCAUGUAGCACAGAUGCUGUUUGAAGUGAAUCGGUUCGCUCUGGCAUCACAUUUCUACUGGGGCCUCUGGGCAAUCCUUCAGGCCAAGAUGUCGUCCAUCUCCUUUGGUUACUUGGAGUAUGCCCAAGAUCGAUUCAAGAUGUACUUCACACAGAAGCGGGACAUGGAAGGCUAGUGUGUAUUAUGAAAAAAACAACACUGUGUGUUAUAAAUGUAUACCUAGAAUUGGAAUUAUUUCAGUGUAAAUAAAUGUUAAAUGGACAUGUCAUUUUUUUCGUUUUCCCUUAUCGCAAUCAUAGCCCGAAUCAAAAAUUGUACUUGCCUUAGAAAAAUGUUUUCCAGUUCACUGCUCUCCAAGCUGUGUAGAUGGGGGGGGGGGGAGGGAGGGGAGGGGGUGGUGCAGUAGUUCAUGCACUGCACUAUGAACCUCACCACCUGAGUUACAUUUCUGGAAAUGGUUAAAGGCUAAUAUCAGUGUUGAGCAAUAUCUGAACAAACCUGCAACCUGCAAUGACCAGCAUGGUGCAGUAUGGUCAACCUGCAUGAUUGACAUGGUGUGGGGAGGCUUGCAUCCAGGAGUGGGGGAGGCUUUGCAUCCAGGAGUGGGGGAGGCUUUGCAUCCAGGAGUGGAUUGACAAGAGAUAGUGCAUUAUAAAUGAAAGACGAAUAGUCAUUUUAAUUUCGGUCUAUCUUACAAUAUUGUAUACCAAUGAUUAAGCUGCAAUUACAUUUUUUUAAAAUAUAUACAGUAAUGUAUUCCUAUUAAUAGCUUUUAUAGAAAGGUUAAACAUGUUUUUCUAUGUUUGGUAUGUCCAAAAUGCUACUAAUUACAGUUCAAAGAUAAGGCCAGUCCUUUGGAAUCUGUAUUAUUUGGAUUUUGGGAAGCUGUACAAUUCUUUGCACACUAAAUGUGUUGGUGAGUUACACCAUUCUUGCACGUGUUGUUUAAGAAUGGCUGACAUACUCAACCAUACUUGUUGCUUGAACGCAAUGAAAGAGCAUUUACAGCUCUAGUUCUCUGAUGUGUUCUCGGCUAGUACCGCGAGUUGUUCGGCAAGAUGUACGACGUUCCACUCUUUGUGCUGACAACAUCUUCGGGAAGUGAAAUGGAGGGCAUCGUGCCGAACAAACACACAGUACAAACCCUCAAGCACAUCAGAGAGCUAUGCAGCACAACCACGGACACAAACAGUCUCAUUUAAAUUUGUUUCAACUGACUAUUAACAGUGGAGAGGCUUUAUCCAGUAGUGCAUUAACAAAAGCAUCUAUUUUAUAAAUAAAUUACGUAGAAUGAUCAUAAUCCUUAUAUAACCUAAAUUUAUCUUUUAAAGGUUGUAUAUACUGUAAAUGAUAAAGGUGCUCUUACAUGUAAAAAUAUAUUUUCCAAAGAGUAUUUUUUAUAUAUCUAAAAACGUUAAAAACAUCCUUUAUGGGUGUCAUGGCCAAAAUGUCUAUUAUUGCUCAUAGGUAAGAGAGAACAGCCCUAUGGGAUCUGUUAUUUACAAUCUGAAAACUGUACAGCCAAUUUUGUUGGUUAUGCUCAAUUUUUGCACGUCUUAUUUAAAAAUAGAUACCAUCUGCUCAAUGAUAGUUGCUGCUUCGACCACGAAUAAUCAAAAUUAUUUUACAUUUGCUUAACAAACUGACUUAAAAUAACCAUCAACAUUUACCCUACAAUACAAUGUCGUAUAUCUGCCUAGCUGAAGACUGUGAAAAGGUGAAAUACUAAAAUGCGAACAUCAAAACAAAUCUAAUUUGCACGUUGCACAAAUGAACGUGUUGACGGUACACCAGUGAGCGGUAUAUAAAAAGCUAUUUUUUUUGCAAUUUUUAUCGGCGAUUUUAAACCCCCGGUCAAAAAAUAUUGCGUAGUGGUGCGUCGAAAUCAGUUAUCGCGAUGUCGAAGCAGUCGGAAGACGAAUGUCGGUUCAGAUUUAGAUUUUAGACUGUUUUAUGAUGACCGGUGUGUUAUGCUGCAUUGGUGUACCGCCAAUACGUCCACAUACUGCCCUGGCAAUUAAUUGGUCAUAAGGUGGAUAUGCGACAUGCCGUCACAUUACUUUCAGUGCAUUCUCACAUUUUUGUUUUAUAAUUCAUAAAAUACAUGAGUAUUAUUGUGUCCGAUUUACAUGUACUGUACAUAGAUUCUCUAAUUAUGUUCAGUAGUCUUAUUAAAUUGUGAUACGUUCCACAUUAGUUUAACGAUAGAAAUUAAGCCCUGUCCACACAAACCUUUAACCGUUCAUUAAAAUCUGGGCAAGUCAAAAUGUUUGCUUCAA
This is a messenger RNA of Petromyzon marinus (sea lamprey), 4380 nucleotides long. NCBI's taxonomy places the organism in Eukaryota, Metazoa, Chordata, Hyperoartia, Petromyzontiformes, Petromyzontidae. The record is from RefSeq and is a predicted model, not a curated record.